Messenger RNA from Coturnix japonica (Japanese quail), 1014 nucleotides. NCBI's taxonomy places the organism in Eukaryota, Metazoa, Chordata, Aves, Galliformes, Phasianidae. The record is from RefSeq and is a predicted model, not a curated record.
AUGGAGCGGUCCGGCAUGGAGCGGCACAGCUCGGGGUCUGACUGCUCGGAUUCCGAGGACUCCUCGCUGUCGGACUCGGAGGUGAGCCCGUCCCUACACCCGCUCCAAGAGGCCUUCGCCAAGGGAGAGCUGAAACCGGGGCUCAACGUGGUGCUGGAGGGGCAGCCGAAGAAGCACAACGAUGUGGUGAGGGGCGGCCGACGGGACGGGACGGGGGGGAGCGGGGAUGGAGCUGCAUUGAGGCCUGAAAGGGAUGGUUUGAAGCAGUGCCUGUCCGAUUUCAAGCAGCAACUGGCUUGGGUGGAAAGGCUGGAUGUGACGCUGGAUCCAAUUGCGGAUGCUGUGGAGUCUGUCUCACAAAGCGAUGCUAACAAAGAUGCUGUUGAUCCUGAGAAUGAUUUCCAGAGGGAGAUGAGUUUUUACAGGCAGGCACAGGCAGCAGUGCUGGAGGCCUUACCAAGGCUGCGUAAGCUCCAUGUUCCCACCAGAAGGCCGGAUGAUUACUUUGCAGAGAUGGCCAAAUCAGACCAGCAGAUGCAGAAGAUUCGGCAGAAGCUUAAGAGUAAGCAGGAAGCCAUGGAGAAGUCUGAGAAAGCGAAACAGCUCCGUGCAAUGAGAAAAUAUGGCAAGAAGGUACAAAUAGAGAUUCUACAGAGGAGGCAAAAGGAGAAAAAAAAUAUGUUAAAUGCAGUCAAGAAGUAUCAGAAAGGUCUCACUGACAAGCUGGAUUUUCUGGAUGAAGAACAGACUUCAUCUCAGGGGAAUAAGAAAGGCGGUGCAAAUCGGCGAGUGAAGAAAGGACCAAAUGCCAAAAGACGAUACAAGGAUCAGAAGUUUGGUUUUGGUGGAAAGAAAAAGGGCUCGAAGUGGAACACAAAGGACAGCUUUAAUGAUGUAUCCAGCUUCAAGUCAAAAGUGGCUCACAACAAAGGCCCAAGAAAAGGAGGAAAGAAAGCUGCCAAUAAGAGACCUGGGAAGAGAGCACGGCAGAAAAUGAAGAGCCGAGCAGGCUGA